AUGGUUAAGGAUCAAUACUGCAGAGACAGAGACAACUGCCCCUCCACCUCCACCUGUUCCCUGCCCCCUCCACCUCCACCUCCACCUGCCCCCUUCCCCUCCAACUCCAAUUCCACCUGCCCCCUCUACCUCAACCUGCUACAUGCCCCCCCCCCACCUGCCCCCUCCAUCUCCACCUACACCUGCCCCUCCACCUCCACCUACUCCCACCACCUCCUCCCCCAAUUGUCCCCUCCACCUCCACCUCCACCUCCACCUGCCCCGCCCCCUCCAGCUCCACCUCCACCUGCUCCCUGCCCACACCAGCUCCACCUGCCCCCUCCAGCUCCACCUGCCCCCUCCAGCUCCACCUGCCCCCUCCACCUCCAACUGCUCCCUGCCCCCACCAGCUCCACCUGCUCCUCCAGCUCCACCUGCCCCUCCAACUCCACCUGCUCCCUGCCCCCACCAGCUCCACCUGCCCCUCCACCUCCACCUGCCCCCUCCAGCUCCAUCUGCCCCCUCCCCUCCAUCUGCUCCCUGCCCCCUCCAGCUCCACCUGCCCCCUCCACCUCCACCUGCUCCCUGCCCCCACCAGCUCCACCUGCCCCCUCCACCUACACCGGUCCCCUUCACCUCCAGCUGUCCCCUCCACCUGCACCUGCUCCCUGCCCUUUCACCUCCAGCUCCACCUGCUCCCUGCCCCCUCCGCCUACACCUGUCCCCUUCACCUCCACCUGUCCCCUCCAGCUCCACCUGCCCUCUCCACCUCCACCUCCACCUGCUCCCUGCCCCCACCAGCUCCACCUGCCCCCUCCCCCUCCACCUCCAGCUCGACCUUCCCCUCCACCUCCACCUGCUCCCUGCCCCCACCAGCUCCACCUACCCCCUUCACCUCCACCUGCCCCGCCCUCUUCACCUCCACCUCCACCUGCUCCCUGCCCCCACCAGCUCCACCUGCCCCCUCCCCCUCCACCUCCAGCUCCACCUGCCCCCUCCACCUCCACCUGCUCCCUGCCCCCCACCAGCUCCACCUACCCCCUUCACCUCCACCUGCCCCUCCAGCUCCACCUGCCCCCUCCACCUACACCUGUCCCCUUCACCUCCACCUGCCCCCUCCACCUACACCUGUCCCCUUCACCUCCACCUGCCCCCUCCACCUACACCUGCUCCCUGCCCCCACCAGCUCCACCUGCCCCCUCCACCUACAUGUGUCCCCUUCACCUCCACCUUCCCCCUCCACCUCCACCUGCUCCCUGCACCCACCAGCUCCACCUACCCCCUUCACCUCCACCUGCCCCCUCCAGCUCCACCUGCCCCCUCCACCUCCACCUACUCCCUGCCCCCACCAGCUCCACCUGCCCCCUCCACCUUCACCUGUCCCCUUCACCUCCACCUGUCCCCUCCACCUGCACCUGCUCCCUGCCCCUUCACCUCCAGCUCCACCUGCUCCCUGCCCCCUCCACCUACACCUGUCCCCUUCACCUCCACCUGUCCCUCCAGCUCCACCUGCCCUCUCCACCUCCACCUCCACCUGCUCCCCACCCAGCUCCACCUGCCCCCCCACCUCCACAUACCCCCUCCAGCUCCACCUGCCCCCUCCACCCCUGCUCCCUGCCCCCACCAGCUCCACCUGCCCCCUCCACCUCCACAUGCCCCCUCCAGCUCCACCUGCCCCUCCACCUCCACCUGCUCCCUGCCCCCACCAGUUCCACCUGCCCCUUCCCUCCACCUGCCCCCUUCACCUCCACCUGCCCCCUCCAGCUACACCUGCCCCUCCAGCUCCACCUGUCCCCUUCACCUCCACCUCCACCUCCAGCUCCACCUGCCCCCCACCAGUUCCACCUGCCCACUUCACCUCCACCUGCCCCCUUCACCUCCACCUGCCCCCUCCAGCCACCUGCCCCCUCCACCUCCACCUGCCCCCUCCAGCUCCACCUGCCCCCUUCACCUCCACCUGCUCCAUGCCCCCACCAGCUCCACCUUCGCCCUCCACCUCCACCUGCCCCCUCCACGGUGGCCUUUCUCAAUAGCAAGGCUAUGCAAGACUUUAUAGGCAUGGGAAACAUAUGUUAA
Oncorhynchus nerka (sockeye salmon) is the source of this 2055-nucleotide messenger RNA. RefSeq lists its product as uncharacterized. The record is from RefSeq and is a predicted model, not a curated record. NCBI's taxonomy places the organism in Eukaryota, Metazoa, Chordata, Actinopteri, Salmoniformes, Salmonidae. The transcript is spliced from 5 exons. The coding region runs from base 1 to 2055 and encodes 684 amino acids.